Messenger RNA from Bombyx mori (domestic silkworm), 4846 nucleotides. RefSeq names its product band 4.1-like protein 5. The transcript has 3 exons. Gene Ontology annotation, molecular function: cytoskeletal protein binding. The coding region runs from base 173 to 1915 and encodes 580 amino acids. Lineage: Eukaryota; Metazoa; Arthropoda; Insecta; Lepidoptera; Bombycidae. The record is from RefSeq and is a predicted model, not a curated record. Gene Ontology annotation, cellular component: cytoskeleton.
UAUGUACCAUAGAUUAUACACUUAAUUAACUACAUAAGUGUAUAUACCUACAUUUGUAAACGCCAGUUUUGCAGAUUGAAUGCUAUUGCAAUGUUUAUUCAUUAGGUAAUAUUAGUCCGUCCCAGAGAACUAAAAAUAUUAUUUUAGUAACUUUCAGGAUAUAAUUAGCAAAAUGCUAAAGUUUUUAACAAGAGGGCGUUCUUCAAGCAAAAGUAGAAACAAACAGGGGCAAAAAAAUACUAACAAUAAGAAUCUAAUACAAUGUAAAGUCUUGUUAUUGGAUGAUACUGAUUUAACUAUAAAUUUGUCCAAAAAAGCUAGUGCCGCUGAACUCUAUGAACAAGUUUUUUAUUCUUUAGAUUUAAUAGAGAAAGAUUAUUUUGGAUUACAAUUCACUGAUACAAAUAAUGUGAAACAUUGGCUUGAUCCUACUAAAACCAUAAAGAAACAGAUAAAGAUUGGCCCUCCUUAUACACUCAGACUUAGAGUUAAAUUUUAUUCUUCUGAGCCUAAUAAUCUUCGGGAAGAGUUGACUCGAUAUCAAUUCUUUUUACAACUCAAAAAAGAUUUACUAGAGAGUAGGUUACAAUGUCCUAAUACUACUGCUGUGGAAUUAGCUGCUUUAUCUUUGCAAUCUGAACUGGGGGAUUAUGAUGACACUGUACACACACCAGCAACAGUGUCAGAAUUUAGAUUUGUACCCAAUCAAAGUGAAGAAAUGGAAAUUGAAAUAUUAGAGGAAUUCAAAAAGUACAAAGGUCUCACUCCAGCUCAAGCUGAAGUCAAUUAUUUGAACAAAGCAAAAUGGCUUGAAAUGUAUGGUGUUGAUAUGCACAUUGUUCUUGGAAAGGAUGGGUGUGAGUAUCGCCUUGGCUUAACUCCUACUGGCAUUCUUGUAUUUGAAGCACAACAGACAAUUGGGCUCUUCUUUUGGCCCAAGAUAACAAAGCUAGACUUCAAGAAGAAGAAAUUAACUCUGAUAGUUGUAGAAGAUGAUGAUCAGGGACACGAACAAGAACAUACCUUUGUUUUUCGAUUACAUAAUGAAAAAGCUUGUAAACAUCUUUGGAAAUGUGCUGUUGAAUAUCACACAUUUUUCCGCCUAAGAGCACCAGUUAAAGGACCAUCAGCUCGUCAAAAUUUCUUCAGAAUGGGUUCGAGAUUUCAGUAUUCUGGUAAGACUGAAUAUCAGACCACACAACAGAACCGUGCCCGUCGUACUGUACAGUUUGAGAGAAGGCCAAGCCAGAGGUUUGCACGUAGACAAAGCCAUGUUUUAAGAGAACGUGAGAAACAAAACAGUACGAAAUCUGAAGUAAAUCCGUCAGAAACUAAUGAUGAAACACACAAUAACUCUGCAGAAACUGCUACCAUUUCUCCAGCUUCAGAUGUUGAUGCACUGUCAAGGAAGAGUAGUGCAAAGUCACAAAAAUCGAAUGUUGAACCUGAUCUAUUAGACACCCAAAAUGAUACAAAACUAUCUUCAGUUUCUGAUCAUGUAGCAGAGCCAAAAGAUAGUUUUACAUCGAUAAAUGAGCAGAGUAAGAUUUCAAGGAUUUUAAAAGGAAACAAUGGCUUAAAACUCUCAGAUCUUGAUACUAAGAUAAGUUCUGAAACAACAAAUGGAAAUGUAUCCGGACCUAACUCACCAAAAGUAUUGGCUGAACCAGCUGUCACCAAUCAGACCGGCUCUGCAUAUGUGUCAAUUGUGGUUGUGGAACCGAAUCAACAAGUAGCUAAUAAAAUUUUACCUACAAAGCAAACGGAAAAGAAAGAGGAAAUAACUCCAAAGUUGCAUACAAUGUCGGCACUUUCUCCAUGGUUGGUAAGUUCUGAGCCGAGUUCUCCUUCAGGUAUUGGUGAGAAGGAGAUUACUAUCAUCCAUCGUAAAUCAGUUAUUACAACACAGCUUUAAUUUACAGCAAGAAAGUAGUAAUACUGUCCCAUAAACUAGUAAUUUUUAUUUUGUUUUUGAAAGAGAUUUAUUCGGGUUAAUUUGGAAUAAUUUAUUUCCUUUAUAAAAUGACAAUAUUGAUGUUAUUUAUUUCUUAUUUUAUGUGAUUUUUAUCGAAAUAUAAGUUUUAGUGCCUUAGAUUUAAUGCCUUAUAAGUGUAAGUGUUAAGGUGCUCGCAAUUAUAUAUAGGAAAAUCGUCUGAUAGUAUUUAGCUUAUGAAUUUAAUGACGAUAAUUAUAUGGUAUGAAAAUCAUUUAAAUGUACUUAAUUUUUAUUAUUAUUUAUCAUUCAUUUUAUACAUUUAUAUCACAACUUAAUUUAGAUUUAGAAAAAUAUUUCCUUAAGUGUGUGUUAUAAGCAUAAGUAUUUAGCAUUUUAUUGAAUGCAUUCAAAGGGACCCAAUAUAACAUUCCAUAUUCUGCUCAAGAUCAUGAUGUCUUGCAAUGAAACCGUCCUAUAAUAAAACUAUAGAAUUAUGGAAAUAAACUACAAUUAAAUAAGUACAAUUUAAAAGAUAUCUUUCAGUAUUAUACCCAUCAGUUAAGGUGCCAUAAACAUGUCAAUUUCCUUCAUUGUAAUCAAUACUCAUUGGAUUUUUGAUUUCACCUGAUGGAUUAAAAAAAGUUAAGGAUCUACAACUAUGAACAUAAGGCUGCUAUUUUGUACUUAAACAAUAAUUAUAUGAUAGAUAAAACAACAUUCAUUUAUUAUUAUUCGUGAAGUGGUUUUGAGAUUAUUGUUUAAAAUAUUAACUGUGCUUAAUUCAAUUGAUAACAGAACCUACUUAGACAGUAAAUAUAUUGUCUGAACACUUAAGUGGUCUUGGUCCAGGGAGUCAUAGGUAUCAGGACUACCUGGUUAAUAAAAAGUGUUCCUAACAAGUAUUAAGGUGACUUUCUGUGCUUACUGGAAUACCAUUUUAAACCAAAUUCCAGCAGUCACAAGGAAAAUGCAGUUACAAGUUAAGUUUUACAAUAUGAUCCUGGUGAUCAUAUUAGUGCCCAAAUGAUUGCCAUUUGAAUUUUUUUGAAAUUAAAAUUUUUCGAAGCUUUAUUAAAAGUACUCAACAAAAAGUUACAAUGUAUACAUAAAUCAGCUGUAUUUAAAUGAACAAAAUAAAAUUAUCAGGAAAUAGGUUCAUUCAGUCAUGCAGAAAUACCAUUCUACUUACAAAAAUGUGCUUAAUGCUAUUUAUUUUAGGCACUUUUAGACUUCCUAAACCAUAUGAGAUGUAUCUCUUUCUAAUCUACUUUCCAUGUAAAGUAAUGUAGUAUAGUAUAUAAUAAUCACCACACGUGAAUGGAUGAAUAGAGAUUUAAAUAUUUUAUUAAAUGUUUCCCCGGUGUAGAGUCCAGUUCAUACUUCAUUCUAUUAAAAAAAUGGUUUUUCGUCAAGUGGUUCAAUUGUAAGUUACUGUCGUCGCCGUAAAUCGGUUUUUUAGUUUAUAUGACUAUCUGAUUAAAAUUAGUUUAACAUCUUGAUAGUGGUUAUACAUGUUCAAAUGCAAAGAAAUAGAAGUUUCAGACAUAACCUGGGAUACCUUUACGGUUUUAUGUUGCAUUUAUUUAUUUAAUUUACAAUUAGUUAAUACAAUAAUUAUUAUUAAGUAGGUAGACUUUCUUUUCAAUAAUUUAUUGCCCAACAUUAAUUUAAAUGACAGAUUCUUGAAAGCUUUUCACGUAUUACAAGGAAAGUCUGAUAAAAUUGAUGUGAGUGGCGGCACAUAGCAUGUAUGUUGAUUUUUUCUAUGACGUCAUCAUACAAAUUGGCCUCGGAUAAGAUAUUAUGACGUCAUCAUACAAAUUCAAAUUGGCUUCGUAUAAGAUAUGUUACAAAUGAACAGAGUUAAGUGGUGCAAAAUGUUAACCUCAUGAGUAACUUGUAUUUGAAUCUAUACGUAAGAAUAGACUACCUUCGUAGUACAUGCCGAGGACCGCACGACGGUAACGACUGAUCAAUUAGCCCGUAGGUUGGUCUACCUUCAACGGCCAAAAAAGUUGGCAGGAGCUUUUUUGCCAUCUAAAUUUCAUAUAAUAGGACAUCCUGAGUUUAUAUGCAACAUUGAUUCGAACAAAAAUAAUGCAAUCUAUAUUCAAGUUGGUUAACUUUAGUUUUGUUCAAGAGACCGUACAAAAAAAUUUACGCCUUAAAGACAUACAAUAAAAUUCAAAAUUAAGUUGCUGCUUGAAACAAUCUAUUUAUUUCCGAGUUUAACGGUUUUAAAUAAAAAUUACCGUAUUUAUCAAUAUUGUUGAAGGUAUGAAUGAAUAAUAUCUGUAAUUCCCCCAUUAUCGCUACAAUAUGUUUUAUAAUUCUUAGCUAAGUUAUUAAUAAUUUGUCACUGAGUUUAUCAGCAUACGUGUGUCAUCUUUUUAGACCUUCAAUAAAUAGGGUAAAACAAAUUUUGCACGCGCAUCUUUUCCUUGUUUUGAAAAAAUACGCGUUUUGUAAGUUUCCAACUUUUCAUUUUAUCGACUUAAAAGUGUGUCAGAAAUGAAUUAUAAGUUAAAGUUUAAUUCAUAGUUUGAAUAGCGAUUUUUUUUGGCCUCGUUAAGCGACGAAAAGCUUACUAGGAGGUGAUCUCACCGACUCAUUCGACCGACAUUUAUGAGCCUCAAUGACGUAGACACAUAAGAUAGUACCUAAGUUUUCGAAAAAUAGUUUUGAAGAAAAAAAAGCAACGAAUAUUUUAUGUCUAAAAUGGUUAUUAAAAUAUACAUUUUAAUUAUAUAUGUAUUUUUAUAUUCCUAAUAUAGGUACUUAGGACUACAAAUGUAAACGUAUGUACUUACUCGAUGUAAUUAUUUGUAAUGGAAUUAAGUCGCCUCUAUAUCUGAAUAUAUCUACAGUAUUUUACAUUUUAAGAAAGUAAUAAAUGGUUUUAUCUUCAAA